Messenger RNA from Trematomus bernacchii (emerald rockcod), 1541 nucleotides. It is a transcript of the gene aarsd1, whose product is annotated as alanyl-tRNA synthetase domain containing 1. Bases 72 to 1301 code for a protein of 409 amino acids. The record is from RefSeq and is a predicted model, not a curated record. The transcript is spliced from 12 exons. Gene Ontology annotation, molecular function: ATP binding; aminoacyl-tRNA ligase activity; Ser-tRNA(Ala) deacylase activity. Gene Ontology annotation, biological process: tRNA aminoacylation; regulation of translational fidelity. NCBI's taxonomy places the organism in Eukaryota, Metazoa, Chordata, Actinopteri, Perciformes, Nototheniidae.
AGCUGUAGCCGACUGAGCCGACUGAACUUACUCGUGUUUCAGGUGGAGCUUUUCCUCAAAAACACUCCAGCAUGGCUUUUCAAUGUCAACGAGACUGCUAUAUGAAAGAGUUUGUUACCUCUGUAGUGUCCUGCUGCCCAGCUGAGCUUAAACAUGAAGUGAAUGGAAAGAAAGAAACUCUUAAAGGCUUCAAUGUCAAACUCCAAGACACCAUCUUGUUUCCUGAAGGAGGAGGACAGCCAGAUGACCACGGUCUGAUUGGAGACGUCCCGGUGGUGAGGGUGACGAGGCAAGGGGCCGACGCCGUGCACUUUGUGGGCUCUCCUCUGGAGGAGGGGCAGGAGGUGCAGGUGAAGGUGGACUGGGAGAGGAGGUUUGACCACAUGCAGCAACACUCAGGUCAACAUGUGAUCACAGCUUUGGCAGAACACAUGUUUGGAUACAUGACCACGUCCUGGGAACUGGGGCGUCAGAGAAGCACCAUAGAGCUGGACACUCCCUCGGUGAAGCCUGCCCAGCUGCAGGCCCUGGAGGAGGCCGUUAACGAGAAGAUCAGAGUCCAUACCCCCGUCACUGUUCAGCUUCUCUCUAUAGAUGAUCCCGAUGUGGAAAAGGUGAGGAGUCGGGGGCUUCCAGAUGAUCACGCUGGGCCGAUUCGGAUCAUUGAUAUCGAGGGCGUCGAUGCUAACAUGUGCUGUGGAACCCAUGUGUCCAACCUCAGUCACCUACAGGUAAUAAAGCUGCUGGGAACAGAGAAGGGAAAGAAAAACAAAACCAACCUGAUCUUCCUGACAGGAAACAGGGUGUUGAAGUAUGCUGAGAAAAGCUACAGCACAGAGCGAUCGCUGGUGUCUCUCCUGAAGACUGGACCUGAUGAGCACGUAGAGGCUGUUGACAAGUUGCAGAAGUCUGUGAAGCUACUACUGAAAACUAACCUGAGCUUGCUUCGAGACAUGGCUGUCGUCAUCACUCAGAACUUUAAGAACGACCCCCAGAGAGGGAACUUCUUCAGCUUGCACAAAAAAGAGGGUGACAAUGAAUUCAUGAACAUCAUUGCCAAUGAAUUAACCACUGAGGGAACUUUUGUUUUCCUGACUGUUGGAGAAGAGAAGGGCCCGGGUCUGUUCCUACUGGCUGGACCCAGUGAGCGAGUGGCCGAGAUGGGCCCGCGGGUGCUGGAGAUGCUCCAAGGGAAGGGGGCAGGAAAAAAUGGACGUUUCCAAGGAAAAGCUAACAGCCUGGCCCGCAGAGGGGAGGUCGAGGCUUUCCUGGAGCAGCAAUGCAAACAACAGGAAGAAUAAACCCAGCAAUGAUUUAAUAACAAAUACAUAUUUUUUUAUGAACACUACUUUUAGAAGCCAUUAAGAAUAGCUUACCGGAUUUUUGCGGUAAAGACUAAAUGUUAGUGUCAUUACACGUACCAAGAAAUUGGAUAAUUUAUUUUAAAAUGUGUAUUUCAUGGACGUGCUGUACAUAUUUGAAUGUUAAAUGUCAUUUACAGUUUUAACUGUUUAAAACUCUUUGUUAAACCUCAUCUGUGA